AUGUGGUUUCUAUCCUUGGCUACAGAGUCGGAGUCCGAUGUGAGUGAAACGGAAAGAGAAGGCUCUUCGCCUCCAGGCGAACAGGCCGCCGCGGAUCCGGAGCCCGCUCCUGCUCCUGCGGAGGCUGCGCGGGACCUGUGGGGAUUCUUUGGAGGCCAAGACACAAAGGAGGAUGCUGCGAAAGAUGAAGGGAAAAAAGAUGAGCCUCCGGCGUCGGAAGCCUCCGCGGGAGGAGGCGGCUGGUUCAGCUGGGUCGGAGGGGGAGAAAAUGAGCCUUCUUCGGCGUCUGUGAGUCGUGAGAGCUCCGUCGCAGAUCCCCCUUCGUCCCCCGAGGAAGCUGCGCAAGGAAAGGCACCCGAGUCGCUGAAGACGUCCAGCCCCGAUGGGGAAGGCUCUGCAGAGGAGAAGGCGGAGCCGAAGGUCGAAAAAAAGGAUGGAGCAGCCAGUCCCGAUUCGGGAGAGGAGAAGGGGGGUAAGGGAGAAAAUCAGGAUGAGGAUAAGGCGGCGAAGGCGGGAGAAGGGGAUGUGAAGGCAUCGGCUGAAGCGCCAGAUAGUCGGAGCAGUGCAUCUGAUACUCCGGGAGGGCAGGCUGAUGCAUCGGGACGGCGAGCUGAAGCCCCCGGAGACGCUUUGGGAGGCAGCGCCACUCCGCCAGAGAGAAAAGCCGCGGAGGAAGCCGCGCCGCUCAAAACUUCCGCGGAAACAAACGAGCCUCAAGACAAACCGGAUGACUCGCACACUGAAGAUGAAAAGAAGGAGCCUGCGGAGUCGACCGGAGGAGGUUUUUGGGGCUUCUUUUCCGCUCCUGCGGCAGAGGAACCGUCCGCAAGCCCGCCUGCUGAGGAGGACCUUCCGACUUCCUCGAAGGCGGACAGUCCGCCGCCCGCAGCGGAGUCCACCGGUGUUGGCUGGGGAUUUUUCAGUUCUCCACUGCCGGCUGCAGCUGAGCAGGGCUCAACGCAUGCAGGGCCAAGCAGCGAUUCGAGGCUGGCGCCUUCGUCAGCCACCACCGAGGGUGAGGGCAGCAACUCGAGCGAGCCAGUCCCUCAGCCGUCGGCCGAGGCGAGUCACGAGGAAUCCGCGAGACCAGCGGAGCCGUCUGAAGCUUCGAGCGCGCAGCAGGCACCAGCCGCCGGGGUCUGGAGCUUCCUUGGAUUUGGAGGUGACGUGGAGGAGGAGCCGAAGGAGGAAGAAGCGGAUGAGAAAAAAGACAGCGCUGAAGACCUUGCAAGAGCCGCCCCGUCGAUUCACAUGAUGGGACCCCCUCCGGAGCUGGGGGGUCCCUCUGGCGAGGACGCAGAAGACGGAGCCAAACGUGAAGACGCGAGAGAGAGAGGCAGCGGGGCGGGAGGAGAAAAAGAAGAUGGUACAGAUAAGAAUGGCGGACAGUCGCCAGGUGGUGACCUUACAGGGAAGGUGACAGAGAGCGAGCAAAAACUCGAAGGCGGUGGACCUGGAAAUCAAAACGCACAGGCUUCAGAUAAGGAGUCUGACCCAUCUGCGCCGGAAGGAGCUGGCGAAACGAAGACACCUCAAAGCGAUACAUCAACGCCAGACGGGGCGGCCGAUGCAAGUGGCACACUGCCAAAGAAGGCGAACGCAGCACUGGGCAGAAACAAGCCCCCGCCUCCAAAGAAAACAGAGCCUUCAGAAGACCGGCCCCAGGCGGGCACAUCAGACGGCCUACCAAGCGCCGAGGCAGGCGAGUCGCCAGCGCAAGAUCGCAAGGACGGCGAAAAUGGCGAUGCGAACAAGGAGGCCUCCGCAGCAGAGGCGGCCGAAGAGUCUACCAGCAGCACACCCCAGCCCGCGAAAACGGCAGCGCCAACCAAGAGUAAACCGCCGCCCCCCCUGCCUAAGAGCGCCUCACUCGCUUCACAGGGGGACAGUGUCGCAGACGAACCCACACUCGGCCCCACUGCACAAGGAGACACGCCGAACGCGCCCGGCAAUCAGCCGGAAGAUAGCGCACAGACCUCUCCCACAGCAAAGCCUCGUCCCCACCCUCCCCCACUCAAGGCCCCGCCUAGUCCCCAGACUCCUAACGAGCCCCCCCCCCCUGGAACCCUUUCUCCGGACACCAACAUCGAGGACCAUGAACUCACACCGCACAGACAAAACACUGCUGCACGAGAAGAAAGGAAAACGCUUGGCGAGGCGGAGGCGAAGGCAGGUGCAGUCCCGGGGAAGGUUUCUCCUGCGCCGAAGGCGGGUCUGGGGUUGGCUAAGCUGCCGCCCAAGGCGAAGGGUCCGCCGGGAGCGAAGGCGCCUGGUCCACCGUUGGGUCCGAAGGCGGGUCCUGGGGAGAAGGCUGCGGCUGCAGAGGGCGGAGAGGAGGAUAGGGACAAGGGGAAGGAGGGGGAGAAGCAGGGUGAGGGCGAGGGCGAGGAGAUGAAGGAGGCGACUGGGGAGGCGGAGGCGAAGGCAGGUGCAGUCCCGGGGAAGGUUUCUCCUGCGCCGAAGGCGGGUCUGGGGUUGGCUAAGCUGCCGCCCAAGGCGAAGGGUCCGCCGGGAGCGAAGGCGCCUGGUCCACCGUUGGGUCCGAAGGCGGGUCCUGGGGAGAAGGCUGCGGCUGCAGAGGGCGGAGAGGAGGAUAAGGACAAGGGGAAGGAGGGGGAGAAGCAGGGUGAGGGCGAGGGCGAGGAGAUGAAGGAGGCGACUGGGGAGGCGGAGGCGGAGGCGAAGGCAGGUGCAGUCCCGGGGAAGGUUUCUCCUGCGCCGAAGGCGGGUCUGGGGUUGGCUAAGCUGCCGCCCAAGGCGAAGAGUCCGCCGGGAGCGAAGGCGCCUGCUCCACCGUUGGGUCCGAAGGCGGGUCCUGGGGAGAAGGCUGCGGCUGCAGAGGGCGGAGAGGAGGAUAAGGACAAGGGGAAGGAGGGGGAGAAGCAGGGUGAGGGCGAGGGCGAGGAGAUGAAGGAGGCGACUGGGGAGGCGGAGGCGAAGGCAGGUGCAGUCCCGGGGAAGGUUUCUCCUGCGCCGAAGGCGGGUCUGGGGUUGGCUAAGCUGCCGCCCAAGGCGAAGGGUCCGCCGGGAGCGAAGGCGCCUGGUCCACCGUUGGGUCCGAAGGCGGGUCCUGGGGAGAAGGCUGCGGCUGCAGAGGGCGGAGAGGAGGAUAAGGACAAGGGGAAGGAGGGGGAGAAGCAGGGUGAGGGCGAGGGCGAGGAGAUGAAGGAGGCGACUGGGGAGGCGGAGGCGAAGGCAGGUGCAGUCCCGGGGAAGGUUUCUCCUGCGCCGAAGGCGGGUCUGGGGUUGGCUAAGCUGCCGCCCAAGGCGAGGAGUCCGCCGGGAGUGAAGGCGCCUGGUCCACCGUUGGGUCCGAAGGCGGGUCCUGGGGAGAAGGCUGCGGCUGCAGAGGGCGGAGAGGAGGAUAAGGACAAGGGGAAGGAGGGGGAGAAGCAGGGUGAGGGCGAGGGCGAGGAGAUGAAGGAGGCGACUGGGGUGGCGGAGGCGAAGGCAGGUGCAGUCCCGGGGAAGGAUUCUCCUGCGCCGAAGGCGGGUCUGGGGUUGGCUAAGCUGCCGCCCAAGGCGAAGGGUCCGCCGGGAGCGAAGGCGCCUGGUCCACCGUUGGGUCCGAAGGCGAGUCCUGGGGAGAAGGCUGCGGCUGCAGAGGGCGGAGAGGAGGAUAAGGACAAGGGGAAGGAGGGGGAGAAGCAGGGUGAGGGCGAGGGCGAGGAGAUGAAGGAGGCGACUGGGGUGGCGGAGGCGAAGGCAGGUGCAGUCCCGGGGAAGGUUUCUCCUGCGCCGAAGGCGGGUCUGGGGUUGGCUAAGCUGCCGCCCAAGGCGAAGGGUCCGCCGGGAGCGAAGGCGCCUGGUCCACCGUUGGGUCCGAAGGCGGGUCCUGGGGAGAAGGCUGCGGCUGCAGAGGGCGGAGAGGAGGAUAGGGACAAGGGGAAGGAGGGGGAGAAGCAGGGUGAGAGCGAGGGCGAGGAGAUGAAGGAGGCGACUGGGGAGGCGGAGGCGAAGGCAGGUGCAGUCCCGGGGAAGGUUUCUCCUGCGCCGAAGGCGGGUCUGGGGUUGGCUAAGCUGCCGCCCAAGGCGAAGAGUCCGCCGGGAGCGAAGGCGCCUGGUCCACCGUUGGGUCCGAAGGCGGGUCCUGGGGAGAAGGCUGCGGCUGCAGAGGGCGGAGAGGAGGAUAAGGACAAGGGGAAGGAGGGGGAGAAGCAGGGUGAGGGCGAGGGCGAGGGCGAGGAGAUGAAGGAGGCGACUGGGGAGGCGGAGGCGGAGGCAGGUGCAGUCCCGGGGAAGGAUUCUGCUGCGCCGAAGGCGGGUCUGGGGUUGGCUAAGCUGCCGCCCAAGGCGAAGGGUCCGCCGGGAGCGAAGGCGCCUGCUCCACCGUUGGGUCCGAAGGCGGGUCCUGGGGAGAAGGCUGCGGCUGCAGAGGGCGGAGAGGAGGAUAAGGACAAGGGGAAGGAGGGGGAGAAGCAGGGUGAGGGCGAGGGCGAGGAGAUGAAGGAGGCGACUGGGGAGGCGGAUGCGAAGGCAGGCGCAGUCCCGGGGAAGGUUUCUCCUGCGCCGAAGGCGGGUCUGGGGUUGGAUAAGCUGCCGCCCAAGGCGAAGGGUCCGCCGGGAGCGAAGGUGCCAGGUCCACGUGCUGUCUUGGGGAAGGUUUCUCCUGCGCCGAAGGCGGGUCUGGGGUUGGCUAAGCUGCCGCCCAAGGCGAAGGGUCCGCCGGGAGCGAAGGCGCCUGCUCCACCGUUGGGUCCGAAGGCGGGUCCUGGGGAGAAGGCUGCGGCUGCAGAGGGCGGAGAGGAGGAUAAGGACAAGGGGAAGGAGGGGGAGAAGCAGGGUGAGGGCGAGGGCGAGGAGAUGAAGGAGGCGACUGGGGAGGCGGAGGCGGAGGCGAAGGCAGGUGCAGUCCCGGGGAAGGAUUCUGCUGCGCCGAAGGCGGGUCUGGGGUUGGCUAAGCUGCCGCCCAAGGCGAAGGGUCCGCCGGGAGCGAAGGCGCCUGGUCCACCGUUGGGUCCGAAGGCGGGUCCUGGGGAGAAGGCUGCGGCUGCAGAGGGCGGAGAGGAGGAUAAGGACAAGGGGAAGGAGGGGGAGAAGCAGGGUGAGGGCGAGGGCGAGGAGAUGAAGGAGGCGACUGGGGAGGCGGAUGCGAAGGCAGGCGCAGUCCCGGGGAAGGUUUCUCCUGCGCCGAAGGCGGGUCUGGGGUUGGAUAAGCUGCCGCCCAAGGCGAAGGGUCCGCCGGGAGCGAAGGUGCCAGGUCCACGUGCUGUCUUGGGGAUGGUUGGUCCUGCGCCGAGGGCGGGUCUGGGGUUGGCUAAGCUGCCGCCCAAGGCGAAGGGUCCGCCGGGAGCGAAGGCGCCUGCUCCACCGUUGGGUCCGAAGGCGGGUCCUGGGGAGAAGGCUGCGGCUGCAGAGGGCGGAGAGGAGGAUAAGGACAAGGGGAAGGAGGGGGAGAAGCAGGGUGAGGCCGAGGGCGAGGAGAUGAAGGAGGCGACUGGGGAGGCGGAGGCGAAGGCAGGUGCAGUCCCGGGGAAGGUUUCUCCUGCGCCGAAGGCGGGUCUGGGGUUGGCUAAGCUGCCGCCCAAGGCGAAGAGUCCGCCGGGAGCGAAGGCGCCUGGUCCACCGUUGGGUCCGAAGGCGGGUCCUGGGGAGAAGGCUGCGGCUGCAGAGGGCGGAGAGGAGGAUAAGGACAAGGGGAAGGAGGGGGAGAAGCAGGGUGAGGGCGAGGGCGAGGAGAUGAAGGAGGCGACUGGGGAGGCGGAGGCGAAGGCAGGUGCAGUCCCGGGGAAGGUUUCUCCUGCGCCGAAGGCGGGUCUGGGGUUGGCUAAGCUGCCGCCCAAGGCGAAGGGUCCGCCGGGAGCGAAGGCGCCUGGUCCACCGUUGGGUCCGAAGGCGGGUCCUGGGGAGAAGGCUGCGGCUGCAGAGGGCGGAGAGGAGGAUAAGGACAAGGGGAAGGAGGGGGAGAAGCAGGGUGAGGGCGAGGGCGAGGAGAUGAAGGAGGCGACUGGGGAGGCGGAGGCGGAGGCGAAGGCAGGUGCAGUCCCGGGGAAGGUUUCUCCUGCGCCGAAGGGGGGUCUGGGGUUGGCUAAGCUGCCGCCCAAGGCGAAGGGUCCGCCGGGAGCGAAGGCGCCUGCUCCACCGUUGGGUCCGAAGGCGGGUCCUGGGGAGAAGGCUGCGGCUGCAGAGGGCGGAGAGGAGGAUAAGGACAAGGGGAAGGAGGGGGAGAAGCAGGGUGAGGGCGAGGGCGAGGAGAUGAAGGAGGCGACUGGGGAGGCGGAGGCGAAGGCAGGUGCAGUCCCGGGGAAGGUUUCUCCUGCGCCGAAGGCGGGUCUGGGGUUGGCUAAGCUGCCGCCCAAGGCGAAGAGUCCGCCGGGAGCGAAGGCGCCUGGUCCACCGUUGGGUCCGAAGGCGGGUCCUGGGGAGAAGGCUGCGGCUGCAGAGGGCGGAGAGGAGGAUAAGGACAAGGGGAAGGAGGGGGAGAAGCAGGGUGAGGGCGAGGGCGAGGAGAUGAAGGAGGCGACUGGGGAGGCGGAGGCGAAGGCAGGUGCAGUCCCGGGGAAGGUUUCUCCUGCGCCGAAGGCGGGUCUGGGGUUGGCUAAGCUGCCGCCCAAGGCGAAGGGUCCGCCGGGAGCGAAGGCGCCUGGUCCACCGUUGGGUCCGAAGGCGGGUCCUGGGGAGAAGGCUGCGGCUGCAGAGGGCGGAGAGGAGGAUAAGGACAAGGGGAAGGAGGGGGAGAAGCAGGGUGAGGGCGAGGGCGAGGAGAUGAAGGAGGCGACUGGGGAGGCGGAGGCGGAGGCGAAGGCAGGUGCAGUCCCGGGGAAGGUUUCUCCUGCGCCGAAGGCGGGUCUGGGGUUGGCUAAGCUGCCGCCCAAGGCGAAGGGUCCGCCGGGAGCGAAGGCGCCUGGUCCACCGUUGGGUCCGAAGGCGGGUCCUGGGGAGAAGGCUGCGGCUGCAGAGGGCGGAGAGGAGGAUAAGGACAAGGGGAAGGAGGGGGAGAAGCAGGGUGAGGGCGAGGGCGAGGAGAUGAAGGAGGCGACUGGGGAGGCGGAGGCGAAGGCAGGUGCAGUCCCGGGGAAGGUUUCUCCUGCGCCGAAGGCGGGUCUGGGGUUGGCUAUGCUGCCGCCCAAGGCGAAGGGUCCGCCGGGAGCGAAGGCGCCUGGUCCACCGUUGGGUCCGAAGGCGGGUCCUGGGGAGAAGGCUGCGGCUGCAGAGGGCGGAGAGGAGGAUAAGGACAAGGGGAAGGAGGGGGAGAAGCAGGGUGAGGGCGAGGGCGAGGAGAUGAAGGAGGCGACUGGGGAGGCGGAGGCGAAGGCAGGUGCAGUCCCGGGGAAGGUUUCUCCUGCGCCGAAGGCGGGUCUGGGGUUGGCUAAGCUGCCGCCCAAGGCGAAGGAGGGCGGAGAGGAGGAUAAGGACAAGGGGAAGGAGGGGGAGAAGCAGGGUGAGGGCGAGGGCGAGGAGAUGAAGGAGGCGACUGGGGAGGCGGAGGCGAAGGCAGGUGCAGUCCCGGGGAAGGUUUCUCCUGCGCCGAAGGCGGGUCUGGGGUUGGCUAAGCUGCCGCCCAAGGCGAAGGGUCCGCCGGGAGCGAAGGUGCCUGGUCUACCGUUGGGUCCGAAGGCGGGUCCUGGGGAGAAGGCUGCGGCUGCAGAGGGCGGAGAGGAGGAUAAGGUCAAGGGGAGUGAGGGGGUGGCGCAGAUAGUGGAGAAUGGUGUGCCUGGGGAGGUGUCUUCGUCUGUCCGAGGCACAGGCGAUUGGCGUUUGCAGAGUCUCGCUGUGUCUAAGGCGGGAAUGCGGGGUGCAACGCCAGAUUCGGCUUUGGAUUUUAUCUCAAUGUUCCGGCAGAGGGCUCACCAGGUUCUGGAUGGCUCUCAGUCUGACGCGGGACCGUCGCGUGUUGAUAAGCUGUCUGGUCACCUCGCGCAACUGUCUGCAGUGCUGCCCGGGCUCUCCCCAAGAGAUGGUGUGGGAAGUCGUUUGUCGGCGUUACGGGGCAGUAUUCUACGUGGCACGAAUGCAUCGGACACAUCCCGACUACCAGGCACAGAUGUGAGGCCUUUGGCCAUAAGGGUGAGGGCGUCCCCGCUCAGCGGCAAGGCUGGUGCGGUGCACACUCGCGGUGAUAGUUUCCCGAAUGCUCGGCGGGGCGGAUUGCGAGCGCCAGGCGGCACGGAUGCCGCCUUGUCCACUGCAUCGAGCCGUCGUGAAAGCGAAGGCAAAAAUGCGCUUCUUUCGACCAAUUUGGAUUUAACUAGGGUACUUGAGAGCGCCCGCGCCCCAACGGCGCCACCAGCUGCGUCCCAGGCUUUCAGCGAGGCUGUUUGUCCUCGGUUAGACUUAGGGAGUAUCUCUUCAGGAACGUGUCUGUUUGACGUGGGACCGCGUGCGGUCCUGUCUUGUAGUGCGCCGGUAUGUUCACCCUUGGACGUCUGUCUGCCUGAUGCACAGAGGCAUCUUCAAGAUGUUCACGAACAGCUCCAGUUAGCGACAGACGUCCACGGCGCCUGGGGGGUCUACGACGCACCUGACGGUGUAUAUGCGUGGGACGAUUCGGGGGUUCGUACCGCUGGGAUUAACAGCACGAGUGUGACCAAGUUGCCUAAGGUGCUCUUUGGAGCCGCCGUAACGGCGUGGAACGAGACGUUGGUGUACCAGCUUCCGCAGGUCAUUCUCCUCGUCGGGACUAGUGUUGAAGAUUGCGACAUGACCGUUCCUGGGCUUAUUCAGAAUCUUGUUUCGCUCGGCAAUCUCCCUCUCAGUCUUCAGCCUGAGACUAUCCGCUAUGUCAAUGACGCUUGUCUGCUGUUGCGGCAAAUGGGUUCUGUGAGGAUGCUGAAGCGUGGAACAUUCUCGAAUGAAGCAGACGUCCCCAACACGUGCAUGUCUAGGUGGAGUAUCAAGUUCACGAGGAAAGGGGAAUUUUCCGGCGUGAGCGUCGCAAGCUGGCUGCUAGACAGUCCAGGUCUAAGGUGCACCGUUCACGGGAUCCGACAGGACAUCCUGUUGAGACUCAUCUGCGGCAUCGUCGGUAACGAAGACAGUUUUUUGGGACCGUCAUUUCCCACUGGUUCACUCAUGCCUCUCUUCGAGCAAGACGCGGCGGCGGUGGGGCUCUCAGAAGAGGACAGGCUACGUCUCGCCCAGGACUGCGUGGAUCUUCUUGCACGAGUGUUGAAACUGGACGACGUUCAGGUCACCGGCCUCGUCAGCGUGUUCCUGAGUGUUAGCGCCCUUGCGCAGGAAACCUGCUGUCUAUCAGCGGAGGCAGUUGCCGGUGUGGCGCUUCUCCUCGGUGUGUCGGCACCCGACCUGCAAGGUUCUUUUAGCGCUGCGUUAGCUGCUGGUCAUAUGGAGGCAGCCGGUCUCGGAGAGGCCAUUGCCAAAGUGCUAUACCAGGAGCUGUUCCAGUAUACAGUCGCACGAAUCAAUUCAGUUAUGGAGGACUACAGUCCGCGGGGGGGCCGAGGCGCCCUCAGUGUCUGCGUACUUGCGGCGCCCACAGAUCUGGAAGCGUUACCGACAACGUCCCUCGGCCGUCUUGCCUGCCACGUAGCUCAGGCUGUCGCUUUCACGUUCUCCUUCCGCGGCAUGCAUCGCCUCAGGAAACUGCUCCACCAAGAUCGGUUUCCCGUUCCGGAAUAUCUGAGCGGGCUACGGGAGUUUUGCCCGGAAGACGUGUAUUUAGAAGCCAUGCUUGGCGAAGGCUCCGGUCUGCUCCCUUUUCUGUCGUACGGGUCGAAAACAGAACAAGAGAUUGUCGCAUGGUUCAAAGAGCAAGUCAACGGAUGCAGAGAAGAUAGCUUCCCGUUCUUCUCACGUACUUUCAAACUGGUGCGUGAGAGCUCUUUGGAUAUCGCGCUCCCCGACUAUGCAGCUGAGUUGGAUGUCUCCGAAGCUAGCAUGGCUUCACAGCCCAUGGAUCCUCUCGUCUUUCGCGUCAUUGAGUGCGUGGCAAAGCAGGCUUGGCCAUUGCGCGUUCUAGGGAUGACCGCAAUGGCGCGGAGCACCGCGGCACACCGCAGUGAAAGCUGCCGUCUAUACACGUCCCUGGCGGAUGCUUGGAAGCCGCUCCUGCAUUCCCGACCAAUCAUACUGCAACGUGGCGACGCAGGUGGCUGGACGGCGCUAUCGCAGGCGCUGGAAGCAGUGACGCAGUGGGAGAAACACGGAUUCCCUCUGUUCGUCGUGAUUGCCGACCUGCCAACGUACUGCCCUAACCUGUUCCCGCCUGAUUGUGCAAAGAAUCGCGAUCUUUUGGUCGACCAUUUGUCCGCAUACGUUGACUUCGAGGACGCACUACUCGGUUCGUCACUGCUUGCUCUCCGCAGCCACGCGUAUGAGCGUUUACAAAGCCUGCAGCUUGAGGCUGCCGCGGUCGUCGCCCAGCGACAGGGUUAUCUUUCCAGCCUUAUGGAGCUUGACCCGGAGGUUCGAGAUAUGGUUACCACGCACCAGGAAAAUGAGAAGCAGCAGCAUGUGGCAGGAACGGCUCUGAACGGGGGUGGGUGUGGAAUGCAACCGCCGGGGUGGCGCUCGCUCCAGGAUGCCGCGAAAGAAAGUGCAGAUAUCCUUGAUUUAGAUUAUGAAGGUUGCGCCGACGGCAAACUUUCCAUCGAAGACGAAGAGAGGCGUGAGGAGACCCCGUGCGAAGGGUCCGUUUCUGUCCAGGAGUACACCGGGUUGAACAAUGCCAGAUAUGCGUUUGAGACGCCGCGAGCACAGGGAAAAGAGCUUGUCAACGGCACGGCGGAGCCCUCGCCGCGAGAGACUUUCGCCCGCGGCUCUGUCAGAAGCCUUGCUUACAGUGAGACUACUAUAGAGGCACACCGAGAAGGUGUCCGCGGGACAGGAGCCCCGUCUAUUUCAUCCGGAGCAGCGGAACAGGUGGCUGAAGUGACUAAAGGGACCGCAUGCAAAGCUGGUCGUGUCUCAACUGGCUCGAGCCUGACUAGCGCAGCCGAUGUGCCACAGGUCUGCGAAGUUGGUGAGCGACCCAAAGUUCAACAAAGCGCUAAGGAGUCGACCACUCUCGUUAGUGUUGGCAACUUUAGCCGCUGUGGAGACUCCGAAAUGGCAAAUAAAACUCCCCACCUCGCCACUGACGUUACAGGCGCAAGCGCAGCUAAAUCGAGCAUCCUGUUGCGGAGCACAGAGGAACUAAGACGUGAAAACGCCCGUCUUCAAUUGGAGAAUCAACGGUUAAAUGCAGAAAACUUGCGGUUGGAGAAUGAGCAUCUCCUAGAGGAAAAUGAAAGGCUUUGUCGGGAGAACGCUCUGCUUGCGGCCUGCCUGACAUCGGGAAGUUCGCGAACCGCAGGGAGCACUGUUCUCUUUCCCCUUGGAGAAUCCGCCAACUCGAGGGCCCCUCUCUCUGUAAGCAAUCCCUCGAGUUCCCCCUCGACCGCCACGCACUCACUCCCUACUAAGGAAUUGUCAGGCGCCAGUGGGACCGAUCAGGGCACCCCCGGGGAACUCGAGGUAGGAGGCAGCGCAGAUGACGAUGGCGAGGCUGAGACCUCGGCAGCGGCUCCUGUUGUGGCGAAGUCCUUGAAAAUGCCUCCUGCUGCCAAGAAACUCGGUGUGGAUGGAAGGAAAGUCGCGGUGCCGCCCCCCAAGGUGACCACACCUGCAACCGCCACCUCUGUCGCGCCGAAGCCCAAGGGUUUAUCUGGGAAACCCGUGUCACUGGCUGCACCCAAGGUCGCUGUUGAGGCUCCUGACAAAGCGGAGCCUAGCGACCCGAACAGCGAUCAGACCCCUGCGGAGGACGUCGACGCCGGAGGCAGUGCAGAUGACGGUGGCGAGGCUGAGACCUCGGCAGCGGCUCCUGUUGUGGCGAAGUCCUUGAAAAUGCCUCCUGCUGCCAAGAAACUCGGUGUGGGUGCCAAGAAGGUGGGAGUGUCUGUUUGCCUACCCUCACCGAAGGUCGCGGAUCGGGGAGGUGCAGCUGUGCUGCGCGCGGCCAAGCUGCCGUGCCUGGCGCCCAAACCUUCCCUUUCACCAGGAGCAAUCCGGGGCCUGCAAGAGGAGGGGUCAACAGCUGACGCUGCUGGGGUUCGGUCGGGAAAGGCCGCGGAUGCAGCUGGAAAGUUGUUUCCUGGUGCGAAGUGUGCGCCCAAGGUAACACAUCUGUCGUCGCCUGUCGCAGGAUCCCCGCUGCAUGGCACUACGUGCUCAGUUACAGCGGCGCCCGGCGACGAGGGUCGCUACAUCCCCGUCAGCAGUACCGUGUCCCAGAGCACGCUCGGGGUCGCCGCGCACCAUCGGCAAAUGAGAAGUGACGGGACACUGCCGACGGACGCCCAUAGUUAUGAUGCGUACGACCCCUGCAGCGAGUCUGCAGAGACUGUUGAAGUUGGCUAUGAAGACGACACGGAUGGACUAGUGGACGGGAUGCGUGCACUGUGGGUACAAGCUGCUUUCUCAGGUGUGUGGAAGGGGGUAGUCUACUGGCCGAAGCAUCUGCAAAACCUGACGGAGGAAUCUCAGUGCAAGCGACGGUUGUCUGGCUCGGAUGAAAGCGGCAAGAAGGUUGUAGAGCUCACUGCGGCCUCUUUCUUCAGUUCUUUCGCCGAAGCUGCAAGAGUGGAUGCUGACCGAGAUCAGCAGCUUCUGGUCUCCUCCGGAACCUCGAGAGAUGUUUCUCAACCCAGAGGGACAGUGAGAAUAACGCGUCGCGGGGCCCCUGGGGCCGAUGGCGCCCGUGUUCCUUCGGGAUCACGUGCUGCAGCAGAGCAGCGAGCCCAUCUGGGCUCAGCGGUGGUUGUCGGAUCGGGGCAUGGCCAGCGGUUACUCCUGCCAUCCGACUCACGAAACGAAGGGCUUCCGAUGCAGCUGCUACGGGACGUCCUGUCGUCCGAAGAUCCUGUGUCUGGCGGCUCAUCUUCGCACGGUGCGACUUGGGUGCUGGCGGACCUGGAGGGCACCUGGAACGGGAAAGUAGUUUGGAAACCGCCGUCUGAGGAGUACGGACAGGCCUCGCGUGACCUCUCAACUAUCAUACUUGUGGAUCUGACACAGGCGGACGGGGGCCUGGCUGACUCUAGAGGGCCGUUAAAGAUUUUCAGCACUGGUACUGAAGGCGCACCACGCCCCAUUGUGGUCCCGCAGUCAGGUGAAUCCAUCGCCGAGAAACUCAGGACGAUUUUCCGCACCACCGAUGCUUCAGGAGUACCCAUCGGCGCUGGAAACGUAUACUUCAUUCCGCCAGACCAAGCUGGAGUGUUGGCGAUUACUACGCACGCUCGGUCUCGAGACACCGGUCUCUGCACAGAGGAGUCCGAAGAGCGAGUCGCUUCCUUCUGUGAUUACGGGGAACGCCGGCGAAAGGUACAGCAUGAAGAACUGCUACGGCGGCUUGACCAGAGACAACGCACGGGCACAUGCGCAACCAAGAUGGUCACCGCCGGGGGCUCGCAGGCGGCAGAAGCGCCAGGUUCACUAGCGCGCCCGGGAGGCGCAAGGAUUGUCUCUACACAGUCGAAUCUCGCCCUGGAUGAGGAAAGUAGCUACGAGGGGUUCCAGAGCGUCUCAGCACCUUUAGAGGAGAUGGGAUAA
This is a messenger RNA of Besnoitia besnoiti, 13494 nucleotides long. RefSeq lists its product as uncharacterized. NCBI's taxonomy places the organism in Eukaryota, Apicomplexa, Conoidasida, Eucoccidiorida, Sarcocystidae. The record is from RefSeq and is a predicted model, not a curated record. The transcript has 16 exons. The coding region runs from base 1 to 13494 and encodes 4497 amino acids.